UUUUUCUUGUAGAACUUAAACGCAUCACCACGGAUGACGUAGUAGGGGAGGAAAAUAAACAUGGCGUCCGGACAGCAGUGGGUGUUGGUGGAAAUGGUGCAGGCAUUUUACGAGGCCCCUGCUUACCACCUGAUCCUGGAGGGGAUCCUCAUACUGUGGAUCAUCAGACUUCUCUUCUCCAAGACCUACAGGCUCCAUGAGACCUACAAACUGACAGAGAAGGAGAAGGAGGACCUGAUUGAGGAGUGGCAGCCAGAGCCUCUCGUUCCUCCCGUUUCCAAAGACCACCCCUCCCUCAAUUAUGAUGUUGUCACAGGUCCUCCCAGCCACAAAAUCAUAAUCAACGGAAAGGAGUGCAUUAACUUUGCAUCGUUUAACUUCCUGGGUCUCCUGGACAAUGAGCGGGUUAAGGAAAAAGCUCUGGCAUCUCUGAAGAAGUAUGGUGUGGGCACCUGUGGUCCCAGAGGCUUCUAUGGGACCUUUGAUGUUCACCUGGAGCUGGAGAGUCGUCUGGCCAAUUUCAUGAAGACCGAAGAAGCCAUUAUCUACUCCUACGGCUUUGCAACCAUUGCCAGUGCGAUCCCUGCCUACUCCAAGAGGGGGGACCUCAUCUUUGUGGAUGAAGCCGCCUGCUUCUCCAUCCAGAAGGGUCUCCAGGCGUCCCGCAGCUUCAUCAAAUACUUCAAACACAACGACAUGGAGGACCUGGAGAGGCUGCUGAAGGAGCAGGAGCUGGAGGACCACAAGAAUCCUCGUAAAGCUCGAGUGACCCGGAAGUUCAUUGUGGUGGAGGGGCUGUACAUCAACACUGCAGACAUCUGUCCUCUGCCUCAGCUGGUGAAGCUGAAGUACAAGUACAAGGUGCGGAUCUUUCUGGAGGAGAGCAUGUCGUUCGGAGUGCUGGGGGAGCACGGCAGAGGAGUCACUGAACACUUUGGGGUCAAUAUUGAUGACAUUGACCUGAUCAGUGCCAACAUGGAGAACGCUGUGGCAUCCAUCGGAGGAUUCUGCUGCGGCCGCUCGUUUGUCAUCGACCACCAGCGUCUGUCGGGUCAGGGCUACUGCUUCUCCGCCUCGCUGCCCCCCAUGCUGGCUGCUGCUGCCAUCGAGGCGCUCAACAUCAUGGAGGAGGACCCAGAUAUCUUCUCUGUCCUGAGGGAAAAGUGCAAACACGUUUACAAUGCUCUACAGGGGACUCCAGGUCUGAAGAUAGUUGGAGUCCAGUGUGCCCCGGCUCUCCACCUACAGCUGGAGAGGAGUUCAGGCUCCAGAGACUCGGACAUGCAGCUGCUGCGCUCCAUCGUAGAAUACUGUAUGGAGAGAGGCGUGGCACUGACGCUCGCUCGUUACCUGGAAAAAGAGGAGCGUUUCCUCCCCUCGCCCAGCGUCAGGGUGGUGGUCACCAUCGAACACACGGAGGAGGACAUCCAGAAGGCCGUGUCCUGCGUCCAGGAGGCGGCGUCAGCCCUCCUCAAGUGACCUGCAGUGGCGACCCUGCUGAAGCUGCACACCUGAGUGCCGUGUGCAGAACUGAGGAGCUCUGACCCACCGACAGGAGGACCUACACUGAUGAACACACACUUUAUAUCUCGCUUUCCUUUGUCUCUUAAUGUGCCUCUCUCUCGUGUCAUUAUCAUACUGCAUACAAACAGGAAGUGUCGCAGCUGGCUUCCUGCUUUAAACAACAGCAGCCUCCAGUCACUAAUAAAUAAAAGCAGCUGCGUGCAGACUUCAUCUCCACAGAUCAAACGACUUGGUGCUUGCUGCUGACUGAACAGGAGAUAUUGUGCUCUGCGUUUUAUUUAAUAUGUCUGCUAUAGACUGUAUACAUGAGGGGGUGUGAUUGCUAUGGUUGUUCUACCAUGAAUGGAGAGUUUUACAUCUCUUAUUGUGGUAAGUCUCAUUGCAUUUACACCGUUUUACUUUUAAUAAAUGUAAAUAUAUAUGAUUUAAA
This is a messenger RNA of Eleginops maclovinus (Patagonian blennie), 1954 nucleotides long. It is a transcript of the gene sptlc1, whose product is annotated as serine palmitoyltransferase, long chain base subunit 1. The transcript is spliced from 15 exons. Gene Ontology annotation, cellular component: endoplasmic reticulum. The record is from RefSeq and is a predicted model, not a curated record. Gene Ontology annotation, molecular function: pyridoxal phosphate binding; serine C-palmitoyltransferase activity. Lineage: Eukaryota; Metazoa; Chordata; Actinopteri; Perciformes; Eleginopidae. Gene Ontology annotation, biological process: ceramide biosynthetic process; sphingosine biosynthetic process. The coding region runs from base 61 to 1479 and encodes 472 amino acids.